Molecule: messenger RNA, 429 nt
Organism: Perognathus longimembris pacificus (Pacific pocket mouse)
Lineage: Eukaryota; Metazoa; Chordata; Mammalia; Rodentia; Heteromyidae
Product: 60S ribosomal protein L21-like
Exons: 1
Coding region: 37-429 (130 amino acids)
Biological process (GO): translation
Cellular component (GO): cytosolic large ribosomal subunit; ribosome
Molecular function (GO): structural constituent of ribosome
Source: RefSeq, a predicted model, not a curated record
UUGGCCGGAACUGCCAUCUUUCAGUAAUUUGCCAAAAUGACGAACACAAAGCGAAAGAGGAGAGGUACCCGAUACAUGUUCUCUAGGCCCUUCAGGAAACAUGGAGUUGUUCCUUUGGCCACAUACAUGAGAAUCUACAAGAAGGGUGAUAUUGUAGACAUCAAAGGAAUGGGUACUGUUCAAAAAGGAAUGCCCCACAAAUGUUACCAUGGCAAAACUGGAAGGGUCUACAAUGUUACCCAGCAUGCUGUUGGCAUUGUUGUGAACAAGCAAAUUAAGGGCAAGAUCCUUGCCAAGAGGAUUAAUGUGCGCAUUGAGCAUAUUAAACACUGUAAGAGCCGGGACAGCUUCCUGAAACGAGUGAAGGAAAAUGACCAGAAAAAGAAGGAAGCCAAAGAGAAAGGAACGUGGGUUCAACUGAAGCACUAG